Messenger RNA from Angiostrongylus costaricensis, 897 nucleotides. NCBI's taxonomy places the organism in Eukaryota, Metazoa, Nematoda, Chromadorea, Rhabditida, Metastrongylidae. The record is from the annotation of a GenBank genome assembly.
AUGGGUAAAACAUCGAAGGAUCAGCGAGAUAUCUAUUAUCGAAUGGCUAAGGAGCAAGGAUGGAGAGCAAGAAGCGCUUUCAAACUUCUUCAGAUUGAUGACGAGUUCAGAAUUCUUGAAAAUGUUACAAAAGUCGUUGAUUUAUGUGCUGCUCCGGGCAGUUGGAGUCAAGUGCUGUCGAAACGUCUUCUGGAGAACGCCAACGAUCCGAGUGAAGUGAAAAUCGUCGCUGUUGACUUACAGCCGAUGUCCCCUAUUAAUGGCGUGGUUCAGAUUCGAGGUGACAUCACAGAUGUGGCGAAGAAGAUCACUGAGGUUUUUGGAGCGCUUGCUGAUUUGGUGGUUUGUGAUGGAGCACCUGACGUUACUGGUCUUCACUCCUUAGAUGAGUAUAUGCAGUCGCAAUUGGUACUGGCAGCGCUGAACAUCACAACAAACAUCCUUAAAAUAGGCGGCUCAUUUGUUGCAAAGAUUUUUCGUGCUCGAAACAUUUGUUUACUGUACGCACAGUUGAAAGUAUUCUUCAAAGAGGUGUACUGUGCGAAACCGAAAAGCAGUCGACUUAGCAGUUGUGAAGCGUUCGUUGUAUGCAGAGGAUACUCCCCUCCUGAUGGAUUUGAACCAACCUUAGAACGUCCGCUGUUUUCUGACUAUCGCGGUGCAUCUUCGGAUACACUGCGUGGUGUCAAUCGCGUUAUCGUUCCUUUUGUUGUUUGUGGUGAUUUAAGUGGAUUUGACAGCGAUGGACACUACAGCCUUAAUUUACCUAAUGCUCCUCCCGGGACCGUAAAAUCAGAGUUAGUUCUCUUCCUUCUUUUUUUAAAUAUGUUUCAUCUUAGUUCCUUACUUACUUACUUACUUACUUACUUGGAUAAUUGGAUGGCUCGCCUUCACUAG